AUGGCCGACAAGCUCCGCACGCAGCAACAGCUCGAAUCGCUGCAGAACAAAUAUAUCGGCACGGGCCACGCCGACACGACCAAGCACGAGUGGACCUCUAACAUCGCCCGUGACAGCUAUGCGAGCUAUCAGGGUCACCCACCGCUGUUGCAUUACAUGAGCAUUGGCACGGGCCAGUGCAUGGAGCGGACGCGGAUGGCUUGUAUGGAGGGGAUGGUGUUGCCGGUCGGGCCAGCACCGCAGACGGAGGACUGA
Molecule: messenger RNA, 255 nt
Organism: Baudoinia panamericana UAMH 10762
Lineage: Eukaryota; Fungi; Ascomycota; Dothideomycetes; Mycosphaerellales; Teratosphaeriaceae
Exons: 2
Coding region: 1-255 (84 amino acids)
Biological process (GO): mRNA splicing, via spliceosome
Cellular component (GO): U2 snRNP; precatalytic spliceosome
Source: RefSeq, a predicted model, not a curated record